This is a messenger RNA of Lingula anatina, 1058 nucleotides long. RefSeq names its product toll-like receptor 5. NCBI's taxonomy places the organism in Eukaryota, Metazoa, Brachiopoda, Lingulata, Lingulida, Lingulidae. The record is from RefSeq and is a predicted model, not a curated record.
AUGGAAGUUGAAUCCUGCCAUUACGAUGCAUACCUGAUCCACGGCAGUUUUGAUAAAUUGGUAGUCGAGAAAGUACUGAAGGCAGUUGAGUCACACAAAAUACGCUGCUGCUAUGCACCUCGUGAUUUCAAGUCUACAGAAUCAACCGAGGCAAACAUCAAUGAAGCGGUGGCAUUGUCCAGAUGCGCUGUGGAUUUCCUGUCUCGGAACUCCAUAAGAGAGAACUGGUGUAAACACGCAAGAGAAUUGGCCGUGGUCAAGUCAAUUGAGGUCGAAGACUUUGUGGUGAUCCCAGCGAUUUUGGACGUGAAAUGGUCGGAUUUGCCUUACGGUUACAAAGCCAGAAAAACCAUCCAAAUGGAUAGCCAAGAUUUUAUCCCCACUCUUGUCAAAGCUAUUAAAGGUCCGACAGCUGAUCCAUGCUAUGGCGAGCUCCGCAGCGAGAACGAAAACGUAAAACAAGAGAAUAAUCUACUCCGCAGUGAGAAUGAAAACUUGAAAGCAGAGCUACAAGAAAUGAGACAACAACUAGAAGAUUCGAAUGCGUUGAUCAGGCAACAGAAGGCAGAUAUGCAGAAAGAAGUGACCUUUAACUAACUGUAAUGUAGAUGAUGCAUCUUGUUAAAGGAAGGAACUUUUUUGUAUUUAUGUGACUUAAUUCUGCGGGGUUGGACGGAAUGAGCUUUGCCUGUAGUUUAAGUCACUAUUAUCUAUAUAGCAUGGCCCAAGGCUGGACCUUUUGACAUCGCUCCUUGCUGAAAAUUGCGGGAGGAAGAAAGCUAGUGUUUUCAAUGCUGCGUUGUAUGCAUCUCCCUAUUAUGACUCUAAUAUUAGACGGGGGUAGGGGGGCAUUGUCUGGGUAAUACGUAAUACGUAUCUACCCUCUACCAGGGCGACUGAUAGAUUUUUUCACAGAUUUUCACAGAUAUGUCUCUAGAUAGAUGGAUGGUCAUUUUGGUUCAAACUCACUUUGUUCAGAAAUUCCAUGUGGAAACAAAAUUAUCUCUGCGCGCGCGCCAAAGGCUUUGUACUUGCUCUGCAUGAGCUGAGCUUCACAA